GGGUAUCAAGAGAUCAAUGGCAGAAACAAGAAUUAAUCUGAAGUGAAGCCAUGGAAACACUCCCUCAGCUCCCUGAAGACAUUAUUGCCAACAUACUGUCCAGACUGCCAGUCAAAUAUCUGAUACAACUCAAGUGCGUAUCCAAGCCAUGGUUGUCUUUGAUCUCUGAUCCUCAGUUUGCCAAACUACACCUUGCACAGUCAAAGAACAGCAUCAGCCAGAGAGUACUUCUCAUCACCGAACCCCUUGAAUCAGCGGCCUGUGAAGCUUCUGUUGAUGAUCUUGAUGAUGAAAGCAAACUAAUAGUUGAGCUUGAGUAUCCAGCAGCAAUGAAGAAGACUCCUGACUCUGAUGAAUUGGUGGAUGGUUGGCUUCAUUUAGGAGGGUCUUGUGAUGGCUUGAUAUGUGUAGUCUUUGAGCAUGAACGCAUCUUCUUGUGGAAUCCAACAAUUAGAGAAGCCUUGGAAUUGACAAAGCUCGGUCCUUUUGAUCCAAAGGGUACGUUCUCUUACGGUCUUGGCUAUAAUUGCUCAACCGAUGAUUACAAAGUAGUUAGAGUUGCUCGUCCUUCCACCGCUGUUGCUUCUAAUGAAUCUGAAGUUGAAGUUCUGGAAUUGAAAACUAACAUCUGGCGAAGGAUUCAGGGUCUGCAAUCUGGCAUAGAAAUAGAAGGACAAGGGAUUUUUCUCCAUGGAGCAUUGCAUUGGUUAGCAUCAAGACAAACCGGUCCAAAAAAAAGUUACGUAACUGUUGCAUUUCACAUGGUAGAAGAGAAAUUCUAUGAACUGGUGCCAAUACCAGAGACUAUCAAAGAGAGCAAACAUGAUUUGCUGGUUUUGGGGAUUUCAGGAGAUUGCUUAUGUCUGUUCGAUGGGUGCGGUUAUGAAACUGUUUUGGAUGCAUGGCUGUUGAAGGAAUAUGGCGUCAAGUCCUCAUGGACUAGAUUGUUCAGUGUUCAUAGAGAAACCUUGCAUGGACAUAAAUACUGGGAGAAUGCGCUAUGCUAUACAAAAACCGGUAAAGUUGUAAUAGAUUACGAUGGGAGGGAAUUAGUCUGGUAUGAUCCGAAGGAAAAGACAUCAAAAACUUUUACUCCACGCAAUGACUGGGAUUGGUUUCAGCCUGCUGUCUAUAUUGAAAGCCUUGUUUCACCACAUUGUUGUUAUGCUACCAAUACACGCAAUGACAUAGAUGUUUGAGGCAAGUUACUUUAAUGACCCUUGUUAUAUUUAUCUGCCCAGAUGUCUCAAAUUUAACUGAUGUAAGAUUUUACUUUUUCUCCAUUAAAUACACCUCGCAUAGAUAUAAUAAACUUAUCACGUGGCAUGAACUUCAUGUGCAGGCAUAACGGACCUAUUGUGUGGCUUCGACAUCACAUAGUAAGCAAGAGAAACCUAUCACGGAAAGGUUAACAAAUGGGGACAAUGCCUGCUCUGAUAUA
Molecule: messenger RNA, 1441 nt
Organism: Durio zibethinus
Lineage: Eukaryota; Viridiplantae; Streptophyta; Magnoliopsida; Malvales; Malvaceae
Product: F-box protein CPR1-like
Molecular function (GO): protein binding
Source: RefSeq, a predicted model, not a curated record